AUGAUCCACCGCGAAGUAGCCGAUGGUCUAGAGCGUCUUUGGAACGUAAGAGUAAAAUGCAUAUGGGAAGCCGAUGAAAGUAGUCGCCAUGGAGAGGUUUAUAUAUUCGACCAUGUAUUUAAUCAGGAAUGUACAAAUUCAGAUGUAUAUGGAUCUGUAGUAAAACCUUUAGUCGAUUCCUUCAUGGAAGGUUUCAAUGCCAAAUAUUUGCAUAUGGCCAAACAUCUUCUGGCAAAACACACACCAUUUUGGGCAAUAAACAGAUCCUGGGCUUUUCCAAUUAGUAUCCAAUCACAUGUGGCAGACCAGGUUGAUAAGAGGUACUUGAUUAGAUGCAGUUAUAUUGAAAUCUACAAUGAAAAGAUCAAUGACCUCCUGGAUAAGAGCAAUCAGGGUUUAACUAUGAGAAGAUAUCAAAGGAAAUGUGCUGCUUGA
This is a messenger RNA of Acanthoscelides obtectus, 435 nucleotides long. The record is from the annotation of a GenBank genome assembly. NCBI's taxonomy places the organism in Eukaryota, Metazoa, Arthropoda, Insecta, Coleoptera, Chrysomelidae.